This is a messenger RNA of Cladocopium goreaui, 243 nucleotides long. The record is from the annotation of a GenBank genome assembly. Lineage: Eukaryota; Dinophyceae; Suessiales; Symbiodiniaceae.
AUGGCGGACUUUGGUGAAGACCUAUUUCUGGAGCAGGUUCCCUACGCUGGGAAGUUCGUGCCUUUGAUUACUUGCCCACAGGUGGCACAUCAGCAGGCUUGUGCUUUCGCAAAUGUUGGCCCACAGGACGUUGCCUGUGAUUUGGGCUGCGGCCUCGGCGGCUUCUGCCUUGAAGCGGCCAAGUUGGGGUGCCAAGGGCAGAUGCCAAGGGCUUUGGUGCGCAUGGCUAUCACCAAGCGCUGA